Molecule: messenger RNA, 4884 nt
Organism: Peromyscus eremicus (cactus mouse)
Lineage: Eukaryota; Metazoa; Chordata; Mammalia; Rodentia; Cricetidae
Product: putative sperm motility kinase W
Exons: 3
Coding region: 1064-2530 (488 amino acids)
Biological process (GO): intracellular signal transduction; protein phosphorylation
Cellular component (GO): cytoplasm
Molecular function (GO): ATP binding; protein serine/threonine kinase activity
Source: RefSeq, a predicted model, not a curated record
AUGAGCUAGUUUAUGUUUGUCUCAAAGACAACAAGAGCUUGACCUCUGGUUGAGAGACAAGAUCCUGUCCCCAAAAUGGAGUGAAUCUCAGGAACUGUGAGAUAGGAAUGACUGGAGAUGGUUGGAGAAGCAGACAGGAAGCUGCAACCAUGCUCUAGGAGUCGUCCUGGACAAUGGUCAUAAGGCCAAUCAGCACCCAGGAUCACAAGGGAGAAAUUCAGAUCUCCUAUCUAUAAGGAGCCCAGUCAACACAGCAGUUUCCCAGGACUCCUUGAGGUGAACAGGCAUGACAGGAGUCUAGAGCCCUUCCCCACUCCCAACUAGCACUACCUCCUCAGCAAGAGAGUAAGCCCAUGCCCAGAGACCCCAGGGGGCCUCCUCCUACUUUCUGGGAGUUCAUAUUUAAAGUGGUCUUUAGUCAACACUGGAAGCAAACCCCUGGGCCAGGACUAGGACUAAAAGGUUCAGGUUAGAGAGAGGCCAAGCACUCCCCAUGCCAUGGAUCUUUCUGCCUUUAGUCCCCUGCUGGUCCCAAGAACAGAAGAGUGUAAACAUGGCUUUGACAAAUCCCUAAUGACUUUGCCUCUCUACAGGAGACCUGUUCAAAAGGUACCUGAUCCUCAAAAAGCCAGAAAUGGUUUGAGGUACACAGAGGCCAAUGACAAAGGCCAUGAAGACUGUGCUGGCUGUAAUGUGCUGGCUGCAAUUUGUAGAUGAGUAAAUAUCCAUCUGUCUGUCUGAUCCACUGAAGCAGAAGCUGGUGGAGACUAACCUCAUUUUGAUGAGAAGGGGAAAGGUACCUGGGGCACAGCAUGAAGACAGCCACUGUAGGCUAUAGAUAGCCUGCUGUGUUUGGUCCAUUUCUCACUCUGACCUCACAAGGAGCAACUGUGAGGGAUGAGGGUCCUGUAUAUAAGGCCGUGGGCUGGGCUGCAGCUCUGUCCCUACAGACCAGGGAGCUGAUUUAGGUGACCUGUGGGACUCUCCUAGCUAUCUGGUUAGUUGUUGAGCUGAGACUUUGCCACCACCUGUCUGCACAGGAGCACAGUGACCACCUAGUCUCAUGGACCGCCACCCCAACACGAAGAGCCUGAACAGCCAAUAUAUGGUCCUAUUUCCCAUCGGCCACGGUGCAUUUGGCUCUGUGCAACUGGCCUACCAUCGCCUCACAGGCAUCCCAGUGGCAGUAAAAGUGAUAGAAAACCUUGAGGAGGACCUCCAGUUCAUCAUAUCUGAGAUGGUGGCCCUCGAAAAACUGCACCACCCCAACAUCAUUCGCCUCUUCCAGGUGCUGGUAACACCAGAGCGAACCUGCUUCAUCACGGAGUAUGUCCCGGGAGGAGACUUGUUCCAAAAAGUGACGGAGGAGGGCAGGCUGCAGGAGGAAGAGGCACAGAAAAUAUUCGGGCAGAUCCUGUCAGCCGUCAAGUAUUGCCAUGACCUUGACAUCGUCCAUCGAGACCUGAAGCCCGAAAAUAUCCUCUUAGACGAAGAGGGAAACGUGAAGCUGGCAGACUUUGGUUUCGCCACCAAGUAUAGAGCAGGAACUCUACUGCAAAGGCAAUGUGGGACCAAGACCUUCAAUGCCCCAGAACAGAUACUGGGAUUGGGCUAUGAUGGGAAGAAGACGGAUGUGUGGAGUCUGGGUGUGCUGCUCUACUUCAUCACUACCGGCAACCACCCCUUCCAAGGAGACACCAUGGAAGAGAUCCAGGGGAAGAUCGUCACAGGCACCUAUGACAUUCCAGCUCAUGUCUCUGGGCAACUGGAAAAUUUAAUACACCAAAUAUUGACAGUUGCCCCAGAGAAGAGGCCCUCCAUUGAAGACCUUCAGCAACAUCCAUGGGUCAUGAACUGGAAAGAAAAUAUCCCAAGUGAAACCUUGCUAGAUCCAAAGAUCCUAGACACACUCUCUGACCUUGGCUUUAAUAGGAAUGAUGUUUUGGAAUCACUCAAAAAAAAUACUUACGACCAGUUUAUGGGGACAUACCUCAUCAUAAAAGAACAGGCACGCAAGGGGCUGCCGCUUGAGCUCGGCUGCACCACCUCAGUCAAGCCUGUGGACGCUGGAGCUGCUCCUCCUGCGUCCCUAGCAUAUCCCUCUGUCUCUGGUCUUCCCCCAAAAGAGAGUGCCAGUGAGCCCAUCUUUGGCCUCCUCCACACCCAGACCUCACCACAGCACCUGCCUGUUGUGCCAACAGCACCAGGGCAGAAGGUGGCCAGAAGUGUCUCCAUGCCUGUACGUUGUCCCCAGAAGAAGAGCCCCACUAUUAGCUCUGCCACCCUAUCCAGAGGCGAGACUUCUCCAAGUGUCUGCAGCAGCAUAUCAGAAGACGAAACCCUCCCGUCCCCUGGGACUGACUCUGACACGGAAAAUGCACUGAACCCUCAGAACAUCGGGUGCUUCCAGAGACUGCGCAAGAGAAUCAGGGCCUGCUUCUCAAGAUUAUGCUGCUUCUCUGGGGAUCGAAAGACACAAGUCCAGCCCAUGUUCAACAACAAAGUGAUUCCCCUGAAAGAGACAGAAUGAAAAGCCCAAGGAAUUGUGCACGCAGAUCAACUGGACAGGAAGAGUGUGUCAAGUCCUGUGAGGCCUGAUGUCACAUUGAAGAAGUCAACUGUGGGAGGCUGAGCUGGGUCCCAGUUCCUGCAUACCCUGGGUACCCAGUCUAGAGGAGAAGUCUGCAAUAUCACAGGACUCUCCACUGUGGCAUUCCAGGAGAAUGCCCUCAAAGGGCAGUGGUUGCUUCCAGAACAUCCAUCAGCUUUCCAAUCCUCAGGCUUUGACAUCUGAGGAGCCUGGAGGUGGGGACUCUACUGAUUUUUUCAUGGCAGCCAUGUGACCUAGGUCCUUGUAUUUCCUGGGCAUUGUGUUCUCAAUUAUGGGGUCUCUGACUACAAAGGCAGGUGGUUCCUUGUUGCUGAGGGUCAUGCCUGACUAGAACAAGAUGUGACUGGAAAAACAAGAUCAAUUCUCUUACCUAAGCAAGGGAUGGAGACGGGAUGUGAGGCCAUUGUGCAUAGGGAACAAAUGUCCAGAUGGAAUCUAAUGUGAUGAUCUGGUGCCUGGCAGAGGGACAAUGGUCAAGGCUUUAAGGGGUCUCCUGGAGAUUUCCCUGCAGUUCAGAUGGACAGACAAGAAGUAAUGAGCUCUGACCUGUAUUCUGAUAGCACAGUGUGGGUCAUAGGCCAGGUCUUGUCACAAGUAUCUGCAGAUGAAAGUCUGGAUGCUUAGUAUCUCCUGCUGCAUGUCCAUUCCAUGGGUCAACUGGCAACCCAAGAAGUCAUUGUGAUUGCAGUGCCACAGGAGUCUCUACAGGGAACUAACUCCAUUCUCAAGAGCAGAGGAUACUGGGAUAGCCAUCCAAAGCAUCUGAUGAUCAGGCAGGAAUCAGUGAGUGUGUCUUCAAGCCCUACAUGCCAAGAAGAAAAUAAACUCAUUCUCAAGGGGUACUAACGAUGGCCCUCCCCCUCCACCUCCAUGUACUCUAUGUCCAAUUAUCCAGUUGACAUUUCCUUAAAACAAUCACGGUAGAACCCUACUCCAGAUUUUGGGGAACACAGUUGGGACAGGGUUCUGGACCUCUCUGUCCUUCCAUGUCUACAUGGACAUUUAGGAUGUGUGCAGUCUCUGGAUGGUCCUGUGCCAACUGCAGGAUGGGCAGAACUGGUGUUUUGUCCCCAUCUAAUGCAGAAAGCCUUGUGCCAUUAUGUGAUCCUGUUGAGAGGCUGUUCUGCCCUUCAGGCCAAUGGGCUGAUUCACCUGUCCCCAUAUAAAGACAGCCCAGCAUGCCCUUACCGGGUGCUACUGUCACUAUGGAGACACUAAGACAAGAAGGACUUUGACAGUACGAAGUGGGAUGGGAAGACGUUGUGAGGCCCAGCUGUACCUGGGAACUAGACAGAGAAACCACCGAUCCCCUCUUCAGACCUGCUUUCUGUACUGGUGUCCUUGUCCUGAAGCUCUGUCACAGAGAAGGAAACAAUUUCUCCCAGAAUCUCCUUCAGCCUUCAUUCUGAGUCUUCUAGAUGGGAAGAACCUGGAGGAGGGUCUCUCCAGAUGUGUCAGAGGUUGGCCCUAUGAACUGUGUCACUGCAUCUCUUGGGAUUGUGUUCCAGGUGUGGGCUGUCUGACAGAGCUAGGCUUACAGCUCUAGCCAUGCAGCCGGUUCCUCACUUCCUGGCAUGUGCCUGCUCCAGUCCCCCUGUAGUACCAUGGGAGCGGUUCUUCCUCCACAGCCCCGACGCCAUUUUACCUACAUGGAAUGAGAGAGAAGACUGGGUCUGGGGUUUGAGCCCAGCUUCUGGGCUGCCUUUGUGCAAUGAUCUGAGCUGUUCUUUUGUCAGUUGACACUCGAUGGACACAGCCAUGUGCCAGGCCCUCAGUAGGGGCUGGAUCCCAGGAUCAGUGAUCUGGUGGCCACGCCGACAACAGGGAUCUGGCACUCUGGCAGAGUCCAGGACAACCAGGAAGACAAAGGUGCUGAGAUCCUCAGUCACCUUGAGGAGACCCAUCUCACUCCAGGAUUUUACUUUCUACUCUGAAAAGAAGGCCCUGAGUGAUGCAGGUAGGAUGCGUCACAAAUCCUCUCUGCUCUGACCUGCUGUCACUGUCUUCUUUGUGGAUGUCACCAGAAACAGCAGAGCAGUCAAGCAUCAUGAGGCAUCCCUGAUGGGGACAUCCCAGGCUCAAGUCACAGUCAACUGUGCACCAAGGUCCUUCCGUGUUGGUGGCUGGGCAGUCUGAACACAAAGUCUUGCUGUGUCCGUGAGGGCCCGGGCCCUGGGACUCUCUAACUUCCUGUUGCAGUUGUUGCUGUGUCUGAUGCUCCUGCUGCCAAAACCUACGUCAUGGAUUUGAAAACAUGAGUUUCCAACCUCAAA